GUCUUAUACUCAACGCCAUCCCCACUUGGUUUGAAAGCUCAACGAAUAUGGCCUGUGUGUGUGCUCCUUCCGCCGUCGCCGCUGUUGCCAUCGUCUCAUCCAACGUUCAGAAGAACGGGAAUGGGCUCAGUGCAACCAAAGAACAUUUCCUGGGUGGAAAGAGAGUGAGGCAAAGUGCGGCAGUUGUCGCCGGCAAGCGGCGAUCUUUCUCAGUGUCAGCGGCGGCAAUUGAGAGACCACUUUGGUUCCCUGGAAGCACUCCACCUCCUUGGCUUGAUGGCAGCCUUCCUGGCGACUUUGGUUUCGAUCCACUUGGCCUUGGAUCGGACCCAGAGAGCUUGAGAUGGAACGUGCAAUCCGAACUAGUGCACUGUCGAUGGGCAAUGCUUGGUGCUGCCGGCAUCUUCGUCCCCGAGUUCCUAACCAAAAUAGGCAUUCUCAAUACACCUUCUUGGUACUCCGCGGGCGAGCUCGAAUACUUCACCGACACCACCACCCUCUUCAUCAUCGAGCUUAUUCUCAUCGGCUGGGCCGAGGGUCGACGUUGGGCUGAUAUCAUCAAGCCCGGUUGCGUCAACACCGACCCUAUAUUUCCCAAUAAUAAACUCACCGGCACUGAUGUUGGCUAUCCGGGCGGGCUCUGGUUUGACCCGCUGGGCUGGGGCAGCGGUUCGCCGGAGAAAGUUAAGGAGCUGAGGACCAAAGAGAUCAAGAACGGACGCCUCGCCAUGCUUGCCGUCAUUGGCGCGUGGUUCCAACACAUCUAUACCGGCACCGGUCCAAUCGACAAUCUCUUCGCCCACCUUGCCGACCCCGGCCACGCCACCAUCUUCGCUGCUUUCACGCCGAAGUGAGAAUCUAGAAGGGAAGGUUUGCGUUGGGCCUCAGACGAACAUGCUUGGAAGAUGGUUUGUUGCUGGGAUUUGCUUUAGUAUGUUUACCGCUGUGGAAGCUGUUUGUAAUGUGAUAAGUAGUGUUACGGAAACUUAAGGGAGAAAUGGCUUCAGUACAAAUUUUUUCUUUGUGGUGUGGAAUAUGCCGUCAUCGGUCUUCAAAGUACGCUAAAAUUAUAUCAAAAGCUUUAGUAAUAAUCGAAUGUCACAUCAAGAAUCUUAUCGAAUAUAGAUGUGAAUAUAAAUGUUUGCUUAA
This is a messenger RNA of Phalaenopsis equestris, 1149 nucleotides long. RefSeq names its product chlorophyll a-b binding protein, chloroplastic. Bases 48 to 854 code for a protein of 268 amino acids. Lineage: Eukaryota; Viridiplantae; Streptophyta; Magnoliopsida; Asparagales; Orchidaceae. Gene Ontology annotation, cellular component: membrane. The record is from RefSeq and is a predicted model, not a curated record. The transcript has 5 exons. Gene Ontology annotation, biological process: photosynthesis, light harvesting in photosystem I; response to light stimulus.